AUGUCAAAAGUUAAUAAUCCUACUAGUAGUAAUAACUUGAAUUUGAAUGUGAAUGAAAAUGACGGUGUUGUUGGAAAUUGGUAUAGUUCAAUUGUUCAUCAAGUUUCAAUCUAUGGUGUUGCUGCUGGUUACUGUUUAUCUGCAUCUUUACUGUCAAUUAUCAACAAAUGGGCUGUCAUGAAAUUCCCUUACCCGGGAGCUCUUACCGCUUUACAGUACUUCACGAGUGCCGCCGGGGUUUUUCUCUGCGGAUGGCUUAAGCUUGUCGAACAUGACAAGCUUGAUCUGAUGACGAUGUGGCGGUUUUUACCGGCUGCUGUGAUUUUCUAUCUGUCUCUUUUUACCAACAGUGAGUUGUUGUUGCAUGCCAAUGUGGAUACUUUCAUUGUGUUCCGAUCGGCUGUUCCGAUUUUCGUUGCGGUAGGGGAGUCGGUGUUUUUGCAUCGACCGUGGCCGUCUUUGAAAACAUGGGCUUCGUUGGGUACGAUUUUUGCGGGAAGUGUGCUUUAUGUUGCGACAGAUUAUCAGUUUACUUUCGCGGCUUAUAUGUGGGCGGUGGCGUAUUUGGUUAGUAUGACGAUUGAUUUUGUUUAUAUAAAGCAUGUGGUUACGACAAUUGAGUUGAACACUUGGGGUCUUGUGUUGUACAAUAAUAUUGAGGCUCUUAUGCUUUUUCCGUUGGAGUUGUUGAUAAUGGGUGAGUUGAAGAAGAUAAAGCAUGAGAUCAGUGAUGAGUCUGAUUGGCACUCGUUUUCGGUGGUUUUGCCUGUGGCGUUAUCGUGCUUGUUCGGUCUUGCAAUCUCGUUCUUUGGAUUUUCGUGCCGCAGGGCUAUUUCUGCAACUGGAUUUACUGUUCUUGGUAUAGUGAACAAGUUGUUGACAGUUAUGAUUAAUUUGGUGAUAUGGGAUAAGCACUCGACGUGGAUCGGUACAUUGGGUCUUUUGAUUUGUAUGCUAGGCGGGGUUCUGUAUCAGCAAUCAACAAGUAAACCAAAAGAUGUAAAGCAGGUAACUGCACAAGAAAACGAGGAGGAACAACUAAAGUUGCUUGAAAUGCAAGGCAAUUCUGAGACCAAUAUUACUGAUAUCGAAGAUAAUAAAUCAAGGGAGGGAAAUUGA
Lathyrus sativus (Indian pea) is the source of this 1119-nucleotide messenger RNA. NCBI's taxonomy places the organism in Eukaryota, Viridiplantae, Streptophyta, Magnoliopsida, Fabales, Fabaceae. The record is from the annotation of a GenBank genome assembly.